AUGAAAAAGUUAUCAUCUCAUUCAUGCAACUUGGUUUGUUUGCUUAUCUACGCCCUGGAAUACAGUGCCUACGCCCUGGAAUACAGUGCCUACGCCCUGGAAUACAGUGCAUAUGCCCUGGAAUACAGUGCCUACACCAUGGAAUACAGUGCCUAUGCCCUGGAAUACAGUGCCUACACCAUGGAAUACAGUGCAUAUGCCCUGGAAUACAGUGCCUACACCAUGGAAUACAGUGCAUAUGCCCUGGAAUACAGUGCCUACACCAUGGAAUACAGUGCAUAUGCCCUGGAAUACAGUGCCUACACCAUGGAAUACAGUGCCUAUGCCCUGGAUUACAGUGCCUACACCAUGGAAUGCAGUGAAUACGCCCUGGAAUACAGUGCCUACACCAUGGAAUACAGUGCCUAUGCCCUGGAAUACAGUGCCUACACCAUGGAAUACAGUGCCUAUGUCCUGGAAUACAGUGCCCACACUAUGGAAUACAGUGCAUAUGCCCUGGAAUACAGUGCCUACACCAUGGAAUACAGUGCCUAUGUCCUGGAAUACAGUGCCCACACCAUGGAAUACAGUGCAUAUGCCCUGGAAUACAGUGCCUACACCAUGGAAUACAGUGCAUAUGCCCUGGAAUACAGUGCCUACACCAUGGAAUACAGUGCCUAUGCCCUGGAUUACAGUGCCUACACCAUGGAAUACAGUGCAUAUGCCCUGGAAUACAGUGCCUACACCAUGGAAUACAGUGCAUAUGCCCUGGAAUACAGUGCCUACACCAUGGAAUACAGUGCAUAUGCCCUGGAAUACAGUGCCUACACCAUGGAAUACAGUGCCUAUGCCCUGGAUUACAGUGCCUACACCAUGGAAUGCAGUGAAUACGCCCUGGAAUACAGUGCCUACGCCCUGAAAUACAGUGCUAAGCCCUGA
Messenger RNA from Macrosteles quadrilineatus (aster leafhopper), 918 nucleotides. RefSeq names its product dynein heavy chain-like. The coding region runs from base 1 to 918 and encodes 305 amino acids. NCBI's taxonomy places the organism in Eukaryota, Metazoa, Arthropoda, Insecta, Hemiptera, Cicadellidae. The record is from RefSeq and is a predicted model, not a curated record. The transcript has a single exon.